AUGACGACGUCUGCAGGCAGACGCGGUACUUUCUUUGGAAAGGAAAAUAUAACUACUCUCGAUGCUCCGAAAUCGUCAGUAAAAGAUGCUAUUAACGACAGGACUUCCAAGUAUGACCAGGAGAACCUCCUCAAUGGAUUAAAAAAUGGUUCUACCAACAGCAUUCCCGAUUCCUACGUCGGUUACUCAAAUAUUCCUAAUCACGCUUUUAGGCGUGCCGUGCGGCAAGGUUUCGACUUUAACUUAAUGGUCGUCGGAGAAACGGGACUGGGCAAAUCCACGUUCAUCAACACUCUCUUCUUGACUGAUGUUUACGGUCCGGAUUAUCCAGGCCCUUCGAUGAAAGCUAAGGGUGCGGUGAAAGUGCGUUCCACCACUGUCUCGCUUCAGGAGGACGGCGUUACUUUACGAUUGUCAAUAAUUGACACCCCUGGGUUUGGGGAAUGCGUGGACAAUUCCGAGUGCUGGAAACCGAUCGUUGAUUACAUCGAUGCCAGAUUUGAUGACUACAUGACCGCGGAGGGACGCGUUUCUCGUGAUUCAAGAAAGAUUGCAGACACACGCGUCCACGCCUGCUUGUACUUUCUUGCCCCGACGGGUCACCGACUCAAGAGUUUGGAUGCUGAAUGUCUCAAGCGGAUUCAAGACAAAGUGAACGUCAUCCCUGUCAUUGGCAAAGCGGACUGUCUCACACCAGACGAAUGCAAGGAAUUUAAGAAAAAUAUUCUGGCGGAUCUACAACAUCACCAAAUAAGAAUCUACGAUUUUGUCGAGGGUGAUAAGACCAAUGGUGAGACGAAGACGGACUCAGAGCGGAGUCGGAUGCGAGGCCUGCGAGACCGCAUUCCUUUCGCAGUAGUGGGCGCCAACACCUACAUAACCAACACCGCGGGCAAUCGGGUGCGUGCUCGCAUCUACCCCUGGGGCACGGUGGAAGUGGAAAAUGUGGAGCACAAUGACUUCGCUGUCCUCAGCUACUAUCUCAUCCAGCUGCAGAUGCAGAACCUGCGUGAGGUGACGCAUCGUCAGCACUAUGAGAACUACCGUGCGGCGAAGUUGUCGGGCAUUGCCCAGGACAGCAACUUCAAGACUCACGAUGGUCAGGACCCCAUGAUGCUGAUGGACGCGGAGAAGCGCGAGCACGAGCAGAAACUGCGCAAAAUGGAGGCCGAUAUGGAGGCUGUCUUCGCUCAGAAGGUGGCGGAGAAGAGCCAGAAGCAGAAGGAGUUCGAGGCAGACCUGCUGCGUCGGGCGGAGCAGAUGCGGGAGCAGCUGCGUCAGGAGGAGGCGGCACACGAGAUGGAGCGCCGCGCCUUCGAGGAGCAGAAGGCGCGCUGGGAGGAGGCCUGGCGAGAGUGGGACAUCGGCGCUGAUUUGGCCCACAGCACCGCUGGGGGUGGCCUAGGCGAACGCGUCCUCUCAGAGGUCAUUAAGGAGCGUAGCAAGACGGAGAAAAAACGUAAGGGCCUCUUCUAA
Molecule: messenger RNA, 1476 nt
Organism: Echinococcus granulosus
Lineage: Eukaryota; Metazoa; Platyhelminthes; Cestoda; Cyclophyllidea; Taeniidae
Product: Septin-7
Exons: 7
Coding region: 1-1476 (491 amino acids)
Biological process (GO): cilium assembly; cytoskeleton-dependent cytokinesis
Cellular component (GO): septin ring; microtubule cytoskeleton; septin complex
Molecular function (GO): GTP binding; molecular adaptor activity; GTPase activity
Source: RefSeq, a predicted model, not a curated record